This is a messenger RNA of Cataglyphis hispanica, 3623 nucleotides long. Its product is annotated as cytosol aminopeptidase-like. The record is from RefSeq and is a predicted model, not a curated record. Gene Ontology annotation, cellular component: cytoplasm. Bases 521 to 2575 code for a protein of 684 amino acids. Gene Ontology annotation, molecular function: ubiquitin protein ligase activity; manganese ion binding; metalloaminopeptidase activity. The transcript is spliced from 3 exons. Lineage: Eukaryota; Metazoa; Arthropoda; Insecta; Hymenoptera; Formicidae. Gene Ontology annotation, biological process: proteasome-mediated ubiquitin-dependent protein catabolic process.
GCCCACGUUGCGAAAGGCACUCCGUGUCAUUGACGACGUAAGAUUGGAUCAUAGCCAGACCGAAAUAUUCCUCAAAAACGUGAAGGACAAGUUUCUAUAUGCGAAAAAUAGAAUGAACUUAGAUAUACAUCACCUCUCAAAAGGGAUUGGUGCUCGGUGUGUACGAAACAGAGAGCGAGAGCAACGUCGUGUUUACUCCUACUGCCGCCAAGUACAAUGAAUUAGUUAACGGAAAGCUGCUGCAGAACAUCUUGCUGAGUGACUAGACUGAGAGACGAUAUUAUACAUAUGAUAUGAAGCGCAACUUGCUCCGCACAAGGAUUUCCUAGACAUAUGCUGUGCUUUAUAAAUGAGAAUAUAACUAGAGAAUAAUACUGCCUGAUUUAUGACAUAUUCUUUUCGACGCGAUGUCAGAUAAAUUGAAUGCCCACUUAGGGAUAUUUUAAGCUGUUAACCCUUCAGUUAAUUAAUCUUUGCUGCUUGAAGACUGAAUCAGAAAUUGAAUAUAGUAAUAGUAGUAAUGUCGACUCCUGGCAACAGUAAUAUGGGAAAUGAUAGCAGCGCAGGGAGCAGUGGUGGAUUAGGCGACAGUAGCAGUAAAAUUAAUAAACUUCAUCAACCUACGAAUGUGUUACAAAGGAUGACCGGGAUAUUAGAAGAUAAGAGCAACGAUUACAUGUGUCCAAUUUGCUUCGAUCUUAUCGAUACGGCGUACAUCACGCGUUGCGGACAUACGUUUUGUCACCAUUGUAUUGUGAAGUGUUUAGAAAUUAAGGAUCGUUGCCCAAAAUGCAGUUUUACAUUAAACGAGCAGGACAUCUUCCCGAACUUCCUGUUAGACGAACUAGUUUCCAAAUAUAAGACAAGAACUAAGGGCCUUGCGCAGUUAGGCUCUUACACGGAGAAUGGUAGACACAGAGUGGUCGGUAACGAUUCGUCGGCACCGGCGUCCGAUGGAUUAAGAAGCAUCGUUGCAGCAGAGAGUGCCAAUCUCACUCUACCCGACGUAAAUGUAAUGUUAGAGGUGCUGACCCAACGAAAGCAUUUACUCGAAGCAGAGACUUGUACAGCACAAAACAAACUAUUGCAUGAAUUCCUAAAGCAUCUAUUGCAACAGAAAGAAGAACAAAGGAAUCAAUUGCAGAAGGAAGUAGUGUUGAUCAAGAAGGAUAUGGAAGAAGUUGAGAAUAUUUUAAAGGAUGUUCAGAGCAAGUGUCCACGGGUGGAAGAUGUCAAAAAGGCAAGCGAGAAUGACACGGCGCAAGUUUCGGCCAUUAGACGGGAAAUGCUCGGCCUUAUAGAUAUAAUAGACUCGAAUAUGGUGAAACCUAGCGACAAGGUGAUCAGCGGUACUGAUAAUUUGAUUAAUCCAAACGUCAGUCAGCCUAGUGGAUCUACCCUAGCUAUACGCAGGAAGAGACUGCACGCUCAUUUCGAUGAUUUUGUUCAAUGUUACUUUGAUUCCCGUGGCAAGGAGCUACUCCUCGGUCAAAAAUCGCAAUCACAGAGCGAAGCACAGCAACACGGCGGAGCGCAUAGCACAAGUUCCGGUCUAGAUGUUUUUCGUGAGAAUCUAGUCAAGUUCUCAAGAUACAAUUCCCUGCGUCCAUUGGCGACUCUCAAUUACUCGUCGGAUCUCUUCAACAAUUCCACAAUCGUUUCCAGCAUCGAGUUCGAUAAGGACAACGAGUUCUUUGCGAUCGCCGGUGUAACGAAACGGAUAAAGGUAUUCGAUUAUGGUGCCGUUAUACGUGACACCGUCGACAUUCAUUAUCCUUGCGUCGAGAUGGUAUCCAGUUCGAAAAUCUCGUGCGUCUCGUGGAAUUCUUUUCACAAGGGUAUGCUCGCUUCAUCGGACUACGAGGGUACCGUGACAGUGUGGGACGCAACGACCGGUCAGAGAACCAAGACCUUUCAAGAACACGAAAAGAGAUGCUGGUCCGUCGAUUUCAACGAUGUGGAUACGCGAUUGAUUGCAUCUGGUUCCGACGAUGCUCGGGUCAAAUUAUGGGCGUUGAACACCGAUUAUUCCGUAGCAUCGUUGGAAGCUAAGGCGAACGUAUGUUGCGUGAAAUUCAAUCCACGCAGUUCUUGUCAUCUGGCAUUUGGUUCCGCAGAUCACUGCGUACAUUAUUACGAUUUGCGUAACAUGAAGGAGGCCUUAUGCAUAUUCAAGGGCCAUCGCAAGGCCGUCUCCUACGUUAAGUUUAUCAACAAGGAAGAGAUUGUCUCCGCUAGUACCGAUUCUCAGUUGAAAAUGUGGAAUAUAAAUAAUCCGCUUUGUCUACGAUCGUUCGUGGGACAUGUAAACGAGAAAAAUUUUGUCGGACUUGCUACUGAUGGCGAUUACGUCGCCUGUGGAUCGGAAAAUAACGCAUUAUAUGUGUACUACAAAGGAUUAACGAAACAAUUGUUCUCGUACAAAUUCGACGCUGUUCGAAGCAUACUAGAGCUGCAAGAUAGAAGAGAAGAAGAUCUGAAUGAGUUUGUGUCCGCAGUAUGUUGGAGACAGAUGUCCAAUGUCGUGGUAGCCGCUAACUCUCAAGGAAUUAUCAAAAUAUUAGAGUUGAUUUAAAAACAAUUAAAAUUAAUUGAACAGAGAAUAAUUACAUAAAUUGAACGAAUAGCGUAUGAAUAACAACGAGAAAUGAAGAAAUUAUUCUAAAUAGCAUAAUAUAUAAUUUAUCAUAACACGACGUGUAGAGAAAAUUUUUAACAUAACGGAAUUUAAAUUGAAUAUUAAUUCAUAUUGAACGUGCGUUAUCAGCGAAUAAAUAAUUUAUGAAAAAAUCUCUAAUUGAUCCAUGCUCAAUUACCGAGGAGAGCACAAGUAUUUUCUCUGGAUUGUACAUUGUGUGUAAAAUGAGGGAAAUUAAUAUUGUUAAUUAUUAUGCGUUUUCGUAUAUAUCUAUACUCUAUUUUCUAAUCGGUAUAAUUUUAGGUAUAUAUAAUUCUAUAAAUUUGUACAAACUGAAUCGUAAUGAUAAAAGUUUUUUAUUGUUAUAACAUGUUAUAACACAUAUUAUGUGACAUGAUUAUGUACGCACACAUGAUCAUUUACAAAAUUAAAAUGGUUAUACAUCUUUUAUAAUUUUAUAUUAAGUUAUUGAUACUUAACAUUCGCCGGGAAUAUCAUAAUUGCACGCUUGUUAAGCUGUAUCUUAUGCAUAUAUAUGUAUAUGUAUAUAUAUAUAUAUAUAUAUAUAUAUAUAUAUAUAUAUAUAUUUUUUUUUUUUCUUUUUUUUUAGACAUGAUCGCAACAUGAGUGAGGUUUAUUACAAUAAGCGCAAUACUGCUAAAAAUGAGAUUUAAAUCUAUAAAAAUUUUGAAUAGUAUACAUAUAUAUAUGUUCCAAAGUAUUUUUUUUUAAUAAUGUUUCUUAUGAAUUUCAAACGACGAUUGUUUCAAUCACCUGCAUUAAUCGUUAAAAAUUGAUAUGUUUGAAUACAUAUGUUUAAUAGAACACAUCCCACAAUUUUGUUUUACAAAAUCUGCCAAAUAAAUUUAAAAUACAUUGUUUCAGUUUUUAAAAAAUUGAUACAAGAUAAAAUAUUAAAGCAAAAUCGUUAAAAUUGAUAUACAUAUAGCGAUAUUUUGAUUAGUAAUCGUAUAUAUAUAUAUAU